Messenger RNA from Pisolithus orientalis, 611 nucleotides. Its product is annotated as Ca2+-binding EF-hand protein. Gene Ontology annotation, cellular component: mitotic spindle pole body; half bridge of spindle pole body. The transcript is spliced from 3 exons. Gene Ontology annotation, molecular function: microtubule binding; calcium ion binding. Gene Ontology annotation, biological process: spindle pole body duplication. Lineage: Eukaryota; Fungi; Basidiomycota; Agaricomycetes; Boletales; Pisolithaceae. The coding region runs from base 117 to 611 and encodes 164 amino acids. The record is from RefSeq and is a predicted model, not a curated record.
ACUAAUGCGGUGAUGCUUGUGGUCUCAAUAUAGGAGUGUCCAGGGUCUAACACGCGUUGUGUCACGUGACCACGUGUACCUACACAAGCCAGUCGUAACUUCUAACACGUUCAACGAUGUACUCGACGUCAGCGCAAAAAGCCAAGAGGCGCACCCACACGCGUCCAGAAUUGACAGAUGAACAAAAACAAGAGAUUAAAGAGGCAUUCGAACUCUUCGACACCGACAAGGAUGGGUCGUUGGACUACCACGAGCUCAAGGUCGCGAUGCGCGCUUUGGGCUUUGACAUGAAGAAGGCGGAGGUCCUGAAGAUACUUAGGGACCACGACAAGAGUGGGCAUGGCCUCAUAGACUUUGAGGAUUUCGCCAAAAUAAUGAGCGAGCGGAUACUCGCCAGAGAUCCGAUGGAUGAAAUUCGUCGGGCUUUUCAAUUAUUCGACGACGAUAACACAGGAAAGAUCAGCCUACGGAAUCUCAGAAGAGUGGCGAAGGAGAUUGGUGACCGAUUGGAAGACGACGAGCUGCAAGCAAUGAUAGACGAAUUCGACCUCGACCAGGAUGGCGAGAUCAAUGAACAGGAGUUCUUCGCCAUAAUGACCGAUGAUGCAUAA